Molecule: messenger RNA, 3257 nt
Organism: Scatophagus argus
Lineage: Eukaryota; Metazoa; Chordata; Actinopteri; Scatophagidae
Gene: tmem67
Product: transmembrane protein 67
Exons: 27
Coding region: 47-3076 (1009 amino acids)
Biological process (GO): cilium assembly
Cellular component (GO): MKS complex; ciliary transition zone
Source: RefSeq, a predicted model, not a curated record
GCAGGAACAAUAGCAUUGUGGGUAAAUAGGAAGACCGUUGUUUACCAUGGCGACGGGGACGCUACCAUUUCUUGUUAACGGAUUCAAAGUAUUUCUAACACUGUUUCUUUUAAUAUACACAGAUCGACUUAAUUGUCAGCAAUUUAUCGUUUCCUUUAAGGCGCCUUCUAAUUGUACCGUGGAAGAAUUUUUCGACAUCUCGAGCCUCUCGUGUGUGAGGUGCGGUCCAAAUCAACAACGCGACACAACAGGGCUGAGUUGCGUUUGCAAAACUGGGUACCAAACCCUCUUCACUGAUAAGGCAUCCAUUACUUGUCAGCAAUGUCCUCCUGACAAACCUGCAGUAACUAAAAGUGGGUUUGAAUGUAUUCGCUGUCCGGGCAGUCUCAGUCUCAGUGAUGAGGGGACAUGCCAGUGCCCAUCAGGGAACGUCCUGGUGGAGAGAGAUGUCAAUGGAAACCUUUUGAAUGAGGCCAGCUGUGAACCAUGCAAUCGAAAUGCUCCUUCUUUAUCUGUACCAAACAGUAGUGGAGACAGGUGUGAGAGAUGUCAGGCCACCUUCAUUAACACCUCCUGUACGUGUGACUCUCCUAAUGUCCUGGCAGGAGGAUUAUGUUUCCCUCCAGGCAGCCUGCCAACCAGUGUGAAUCCCAGUGUCAACUAUGCUCAGUUGAAGUUCAGCGUUCAGUCUGCCUGGUUUGUCAAAAACCUGUACUCCUCAUCAGCAGCCUGCCUUGUCUUCUCCAACCUGACUGCGUGUCAGGCUCUCGGGAACAUGUGUGUGAUGAACAUGCACUCCUUCAGUGGUGUGUCUACUGAUGCCUGCGGUCUCUUUAACACCAUCUUCAGAUCUAAAGCUGCUUUGAGCUCCACUCAAGACAUUUCCUACUGGAGAGGUAAUCUACCAUGGCUAUACUAUGGGGACGAACCAGGACUGGCUAGUCGAGUUCUUCAGACUGAGCCAGUUCCAAUAAGUUUCAGUUUCAGAGGAAGAAACAAGAACACUGACAUUAAGCUGCUUGCUGCUGUCUAUAAUGUUGGAGGAGAGUUCCUCAGAUGGGAACCUGUAGGAGGAGGAAAUCUCCAGCUCUGUCCAGGAUCAACCACCGAACAGGCAGCAGCCUUCAGCUUUGGAACUGCUUACCAACAAAGUUGUGUGCUCUCUGUAGCACACCUGCUGGCUGCCCAUCCAGAGCCGCUGUUCUACGAUGUGUUUAUGGAUCUUGGUGGAGAAGAGAACAAAAAACUUCUCCCCCUGCCCACAUUAGUCUACAACCAGCAAUACAAUGGACGGUUCAUCAACCAAGGUGGGAUUUCAUUUUUUAGAUUGGGUGUGUUUACGUGUGUUUGUUGCUUUAAUAUAUUUCAUGUGUUCACAGAGAGCAUGCAGAACUGGUACCUGUCUCGACGUAUGUUCUUUGUCGACACACUGAGUGGAAGAGAGAAGAGCAGUUUACCACCUAAAGUCAUCCGUGUUGCCAGCAGUGUCAAAAUAAGGUUUCAGUUGGUUCCAAGAACUCAGGAAGGAAAAGUAUUUCCCCCUUUAAUGACUGUCACAUACAUAGAUGUUCCCAUCACGGACAUCGAUAGACAAACUGUGUCUACGGCGUUUGCAGUGGAGUAUGAGAUGGAUCAGAGCGAGGCUCGCAUCAAGACAGAUACUGCUCUCGGCGUGAUGGGUGGUGUAGCCGUACUCUACUCUCUGCUGAAGACGGUCAGCUGGAAGAGGAGGAUCGCCUCCUCGCUUAUUGAUGUGGAGACUAUGCUGAAGUUUUUGUUGUUUUAUGCCGGAGAUCUGGCCAACGUUUUCUUCGUCGUCACAGUGGGAACUGGACUUUACUGGCUCAUCUUUUACAAGGCCCAACAGUUUGUAUCGGUGCUGUUACCACUACCUGGUCAGGAGGAGCAGUUUGUGACGUACAUUGGUUGUGCCUUUGCGCUCAAGACUAUACAGUUUCUCCACAAGUUGAUCCUUCAGGUGUCAGUUGACAUAUUCUUUAUUGACUGGGAGCGGCCACGAAGCAAAGGAACCAAGACUGCGCAAGCUGCUGGCGAGCCGAGACGUGAUUCCUCUCCGGUCAGCAUCUGGAGGACUUACUUUGUGGCCAACGAGUGGAACGAGAUACAGACCAUCCGCAAGAUCAGCCCAACUUUUCAGAUCAUGGCUGUGCUCUUCUUUCUUGAAGUACUGGGUUUCUCUAACCUGGCCCUGAGAGAUCCCUGGUCCAGUUUGAAGCGCUCCGCAGAGGCAUACACUCCACCAUACAGCCUGAUACUGCGCUACAGUCUAGCAGCCACACUAUGGCUCUGCAUCGGACUUCUACAGGUGAUUUACUUCACUGUGCUUCAUGAGCACUUUGUGGAGGACAAAAUCCGUCAGUUUGUAGAUCUCUGCUCCAUCAGUAAUAUUUCUGUGCUGCUGUUAUCUCACCGUUGUUUUGGCUACUACAUCCAUGGACGUUCAGUACACGGACAUGCAGAUACAAACAUGGAGGAAAUGAACAACAAUCUGAAGAGAGAAAGCGAGUCGCUGUGUGGAAAGAGGGGUCUACUUCCCAACACAGAAAUGCAGACCUUUCAAGUGUCUCUCAACAAUCGUCUGCGGUCACAGUAUGAGAGAAUACGUGAGCCGCUCAUCCGGAGGGGUGGGCCCUCGCGGCUGAUGGACUCAUGCUCGGCUAACCAGUUUGAGCAGAACACUAGAGCCUACCACACCAUGAACCACUUCCUGGGAUCAGUUAUAGACCAUGCCCACCCUGAGAUGGACUACAUAGUUAAGGAUAAGCUGACGUUUGAGAGGGUCAUAGGGAUGGAGUUCCUUGAACCCAGUGAAAAAAGCAUCUUUUACAACGAUGAGGCCCACUCUUUCAGUGACGUGCUGUUUUAUGGAAAUGAGGCCACGCUGCUGAUCUUUGACACCUUGUUUUUCUGUAUAGUCGACCUUGGAUCUCAGAGCUUUGUGCUUGCAGCUGUGCUUACAUACGUACAGCAAAUGAUAUUUCGCGUGAUCCGUAACACUCUCGGGAGGAAGAACCUUGUCAGCAAGACUCUGGUGGAUGAGAGAUUUCUGAUAUGAUAUUUCCUGCAAAGUAAUUGGUAGUUUCAGUGUUUGUUAAGUGACAUUUCUCUUCUAGAUGUUUACUGUUUUUUGUACUUUUCAUUACACUGUAUUUUCACUGCUUCUUCAUGAUGUAAAUAUAAGUUUUGUAAAGAUUUUCAUGUUUUUAUUGAUUAAAAUAUUUUCCUAUGUGUUUUGA